This is a messenger RNA of Vicia faba (fava bean), 396 nucleotides long. The record is from the annotation of a GenBank genome assembly. NCBI's taxonomy places the organism in Eukaryota, Viridiplantae, Streptophyta, Magnoliopsida, Fabales, Fabaceae.
AUGAUGCAGAUUACAUGUUAUGAGAAGAACAAUAACAGGUAUCAUAGUUAUUUGAGACUGAGGGUACGAAAUGAUUCUUGGAUUGCUUCGGUUCAAUUACCCAUUUGCCGUGCGCAAAUUGGUGUAGAAGCUGCUAGAUUUGGCCUUGACGGCGGCGAGCAUGCUGCUACAUUAACAAAAAGAGAAAUUGAGGAGGAAUUCAAUACAAGAAAUGAAUUUAAUGCAAGAUAUCAUUAUAACAUAGAGGACAAUAGGCUCGGGCAGCAUGUAGACAAGGGUAUUGAGGACUCUAGAACUCUUAAAAACCGAUACUCUUUGGGCAUCAGUGAGGAUCAACUGGUAUGGAAUUUUUGGGAAGAAAUUCAAAGAUUUAUUCAGAAAUAUUUUCGAACCUGA